AUGACGGUAAAAAAAAUUGCAGUGAUUGGGGCUGGAGUCAGCGGACUGGGCGCCAUUAAGAGCUGUUUGGAGGCAGAACUAGAACCUACGUGUUUUGAAAAGAGCAAUGACAUCGGAGGGCUGUGGAAAUAUAAGGAGAUACCAGAAAAUGGAAGACUUGGGAUAUACAAAUCUUUGACCUGCAAUACGUCCAAGGAGAUGACAGCCUUCAGCGACUACCCCAUCCCCGACCAUUACCCCAACUACAUGCACAACUCCAAAUUGAUGGAGUAUCUCAGGAUGUACGCCAAGCACUUCGGGCUCAUGAAACACAUCCAGUUCCAGACAAAGGUGUGCACAGUGAGGAAACGCCCUGAUUUUUCAUCCUCUGGCCAGUGGGAUGUUGUGGUGGAAGCUGAUGGUGUGCAGAAAACAUACAUCUUUGAUGGGAUAAUGGUCUGCAGUGGUCACUACACUGAGAAGCAUAUUCCUCUACAGGAUUUUGCAGGAAUCACCCAGUUCCAAGGCCGCUAUUUCCACACCUGGGAAUACAAGCACCCAGGCAACUUGGAGGGGAAGAGAGUGGUCGUGGUUGGCAUUGGAAAUUCUGGAGCAGAUGUGGCAAGCGAGAUCAGUCGCGUCGCUGAACAGGUUUUUCUCAGCACAAGACGAGGGGCAUGGAUAUGGAACCGAGUUUGGGAUAAUGGGAAUCCUAUGGAUGCCACGCUCUUCACUCGUUAUAAUAGAGCUGUCCAAAAGAUCUCCCCCAAAUUCCUGAUCAACAGACAAAUAGAGAACAAGUUAAACUUGAGGUUUGACCACGCCAAUUAUGGACUGAAGCCUCAGCACAGAAUUCUUGACCACCGAACGGUGUUUAGUGAUGACCUGCCAAAUCGCAUCAUUAUUGGAAAAGUGCAGAUAAAACCAAAUGUGAAAGAGUUCACCUCAACAUCGGUCAUCUUUGAGGAUGGAACUGAGGAGACCAUAGACGUUGUCAUCUUUGCCACGGGCUACACUUUGUCCUUCCCUUUCUUGCACGACGAACCAACUGUCGUGGACAGCCAGUACUCCAUGUUUAAAUUCGUCUUCCCUCCUGGGUUAGAGAAGCCGACUCUAGCUUUCAUUGGCAUCAUCCAGCCAGCUGGCGCCAUCAUCCCUACAUCAGAGCUCCAAAGCCGAUGGGUUGUGCAAGUGUUCACUGGACUGAAAAAGUUGCCCUCAAAGAACGACAUGAUGGUUGACAUCAACAGAAAGAGACGGAAAAUGACCAAAGAGUAAGGAACUUAAUUUUUUAAAAGCCCCGAAGACUUUCGUCAUGUUCAGUUCAUCGACUACAUGGAUGAAAUUGCUUCAGAGUUAGGGGUCAAACCCAACCUGCUCUCUCUCUUCCUCUGGGAUACAAAGCUGGCCAAGGAGAUUUUCUGCGGUCCCUGCACCUCCUACCAGUACCGUCUCCAGGGCCCCGGGAAAUGGGCUGGGGCUCGGGCAGCCAUCCUCACUCAGAGAGAAAGAAUGCUCAAACCCCUGAGAACCCGGGCUCUCAAACACUCUCAGGCCUCCCUCUCUCGUCUUUUCUGGGUCAAAAGUAUCUGUGUUGUCUUCUUUUUCUUUGUUUCCCUGUUAGCUAUCGUGCAUAUCACAAGUCGUUAA
Messenger RNA from Microtus ochrogaster (prairie vole), 1629 nucleotides. Its product is annotated as dimethylaniline monooxygenase [N-oxide-forming] 5-like. Gene Ontology annotation, molecular function: flavin adenine dinucleotide binding; N,N-dimethylaniline monooxygenase activity; NADP binding. Lineage: Eukaryota; Metazoa; Chordata; Mammalia; Rodentia; Cricetidae. The transcript has 8 exons. The record is from RefSeq and is a predicted model, not a curated record.